ACAUUUUUUAAUUUGUAUAUUAACUUUAGCAAGCACAGAAUGAGAACGGGUGAGAGGCAAGUACAACAGUUACACACACACACACAUUGUCUAAGCGUGAAGCACUUUUCAAAAUCUCCGCAAACUUAACCGUGACGCAAUGAGGCAGAUUAGUAUAUAUCGAUUUUUCUGCUGAAAACAACACCUACAUAACGCUCCACCGAGUAUGUACAGAGCCACAGCCCGAACAACGAACCAGUCGAUCAGUCGAUUGCUGCAGAAUAAAAGUCCUACGAAUGCCCGAGCACUUUCACGACGCACCAUGACUGUUGAAAGAAGAGCCGCUGCCACUCAAUGGUGCAACAAAGCAACCCCAAAGAUCUACCAGCGCGUUUUUACCACUCGUCCCACGUUGAAAACAAUAACAACAACCUUUCGUAACAUGGCAACAGUUACCACUGAAACUGCUGCGCCGUACAAACAAUCGCCUUUUGUUCAAUGGAAACUCUUUCCCGACUUUGAGCGAUUGUUGGGCGAAUGCAAACCAGAACAGGCGAUUCCCGUAUUUGAAGGAUUGAUUGCUGCAGCACGCGAUCAGUUUUUGACAUUGGAGGAGCAGUUUAAGCCCACGUUUGAAGGAACUAUUGGACAAUUAUCCGAGCUUGAAGAUGAAAUAUCACGCGCAUAUGGCAUUCUGUCACACUUGAACGGUGUCAAAAACUCUCCUGAAUUGCGUGAAACGCUCGAGAAGAUUCAGCCUGAAUUCGUCAAAUUAGGCUUGCUGAUGAACCAGUCCGUUCCAAAGUACAACGCACUGGAAGCAUUGAAGGAGUCGGAUGAGUGGAACAAGUUGGAUAAGGUACAGCAACGCAUUGUAGACAAGACACUGCGUGGUAUGAAGAACGCUGGUAUUGGGUUCCCUGAAAAGUCGCCCGAAAAGAAGCGCUUUAACGAGAUCUCGGAGCGACUCUCGCAGCUGUCGCUCUCUUUCAACAACAACGUGCUGGAUGCGACAAAGGCGUAUAAGCAUGUAGUAAAGGAUCGUGCUGAACUGGAAGGCUGCUCAGAAGCAUUCUUGGAAACGCUAAAGAAGAAUGGAGAGCGACUGGGUGAGACGGAGGGCUACUGCAUUACGCUCGACUACCCUAUCUAUGGACCGUUUAUGAUGAACUGCAGCAACCGUGCUUUACGCGAGGAGGUCUACAAAGCAAACAUUACCAAAGCGUCGGUAGGUGCAAUGGACAACGAACCAGUCAUCAAUGAGAUCCUGUCUCUGCGACGGGAGAAAGCCAGUUUACUGGGUUACAAGUCGCAUGCGGAUUUGUCCCUUUCAGUGAAGAUGGCCGAGAAAGUUGAAUCGGCCCAGACCUUAGUUGACAGGCUGUUUGACGCAUCUGUCGGAAAUGCACAAAAAGAGGUUGAACAAUUAACGCAGUUUGCAGCUACCAAACUUGGCAUGGCAACAACAACCCCGCUGUCGCCCUGGGACACGGGCUACGUCUCUGAACAAUACCGCAAGGAGCUGUUCAAGUACGACGAGGAGACCAUCUCGCAGUACUUUGCGUUCCCCAAGGUGCUCCAGGGCCUGUUUGACGUGGCGAAUGAGGUGCUGGGGAUCCAGGUGCGGGAAUUGGGUUUGGCCGAGUUGGAAGCAAGCAACAUUACAAGGUGGCACGACGAUGUCAAGGUUUUUGAAGUGUCCGAGAAAGGUCAAAUCAAGGCGUAUUUCUAUGGCGACUUUUAUUCAAGACCCUCGGAGAAGCGGAGUGGUGCAUGGAUGGAUACUGUAACGACGCGCACGAAGCAUCUGGAUGGUCAAGUAACGUUGCCUGUUGGUAAGUUUCGUCCUUCUUUUGUUAUUCAUUUGUCCCCCUCAAGUUUUUGCUCUCUUCAUGUGUUGUCUCCUUCAUCGCUCGUCGUUUUAGCAUACCUUAUAUGCAACCAACCGUCGCCGCAGUCGCAGGAUGAACCCUCCUUGAUGAAGUUUAGAGACGUCGAGACCUUGUUUCACGAAUUUGGUCACUGCCUGCAACAUAUGAUGACCCGUGUAGAGUACCCUGACGCUUCUGGCAUCAAUGGUAUUGAAUGGGACUUUGUAGAGGUCGCGUCACAGUUCAUGGAGAACUUUUGCAGCGAGCCGGAAUGGCUUGAGCGCCUUUCGGGCCACUACAAGACAGGGGAAGCCAUGCCUCACGACAUGGUUGACGCACUCGUCAAGGGUCGUGAGUUCCUGAGCGGUAUGGCGAUGCUACGACAGCUUCAUUUCGCCAAGGUUGACCUCGCGCUGCAUUCCACGUUCACACCACCCAAAUCAUCCUCGGAGAGAUCCGUGUUUGACGUGGACGCAGAGAUCGCCAAAGAUACAACGCUCGUUCCGCGGCUGCCAGAGGAUCGGUUCCUCUGUAGUUUUAGUCACAUCUUUGGUGGUGGAUACAGUGCAGGUUACUACAGUUACAAAUGGUCCGAAACUUACUCAGCAGAUGCGUACGCAGCCUUUGAAGAAGCAGCGCGUCGUGGGGGCAAACAGGCCAUCUCAGAAAUUGGAGCACUGUAUCGUGACACCGUCCUGGCACUUGGGGGUGGAACGCCGCCAAACGAAGUUUGGAAACUGUUUCGAGGCCGGGGUAACGUAGAUGUCAGCGCAUUGUUGCGACACACUGGAUUGCUAGCUCAGAAAUAAAAAGUAUCAUCUUGACGCAAUAGAAGGGGCAAUAACUACUACCGAGUAAUAAUACGUUGACAACAGA
This is a messenger RNA of Zychaea mexicana, 2726 nucleotides long. RefSeq lists its product as uncharacterized. The record is from RefSeq and is a predicted model, not a curated record. Lineage: Eukaryota; Fungi; Mucoromycota; Mucoromycetes; Mucorales; Lichtheimiaceae. Gene Ontology annotation, biological process: proteolysis; peptide metabolic process. The coding region runs from base 206 to 2659 and encodes 817 amino acids. The transcript has 8 exons. Gene Ontology annotation, molecular function: metalloendopeptidase activity.